Arctia plantaginis is the source of this 2331-nucleotide messenger RNA. The record is from the annotation of a GenBank genome assembly. NCBI's taxonomy places the organism in Eukaryota, Metazoa, Arthropoda, Insecta, Lepidoptera, Erebidae.
AUGGCACAAGAGAUAGCACAAUCACACCUGCUAUCGAGCACUUCCUCCGAAGGCUUGGCAGGCGAGACAACGCCACCACCCGGAGUUUCGGUGGAACUAUGUCCCGUCACGGGUACAGUACCUCCCCCCAACCGUGACGAAAUUGACUGGAAUGGGGACGUGGACCGGGCUACAUCAAGCCUUAUAACGAUACUGACUGCCAAUGGGGAGAGUACCCUGGACACAAACACCCAGGAGUUGGGCUUGGGUACGCUAAGGGCGAUUGCGGGUGGGAGCUACAUGAACAGACUGGCUGUGGGUGAGGUGCCAGCAGCAAUCGCUCUUCUCUACAAGGAGAGCCAGGCGUCGACACACUCACCCAAAGUGGUGACAAACACGCAGCGUGCUGUGUUGUUGGGGGGAGCGAAGGAAGGUGGAGCGAGUGACAGGGGAGAGGAAAAGGACAGGGAGCAAGGUAACGCUGAUCCUACACAACAACAAAUGAAUUUGCCCGUGCUCAAGCUCAAACAGGACGUGAAGACCCGUUGGAACUCUACAUUUGAUAUGCUUCAGCGAAUUGUACAGGUAAAGGCUGCUGUUAUUGCCACGGUUGCUCUUCAACGUUCUGACCUCUCGAUCAAAGAACAGGACUGGGAGAUAAUUGAAGGAGUCUUGCCUUUACUAAAGCCAUUCUAUGAAAUCACAGUAGAAAUUAGCGCCGAAAAAAAUGUGACUUUGUCAAAAGUUAUUGUGUUUUGCAAUUUGCUCAAAAGUUUUCUCCAAAGACAUGCAUCUAAUAACGAAAAAGUUGUCGCAGUGCAGUCAGCGUUAAAGAAAGGCAUGGAAGACCGUUUUAAAGACAUAGAAAAUAAUAUUUUAUACGCUGAGUGUACCAUUCUAGACCCCCGGUUCAGACAAAGAGUGUUUAAAAACCAAAGAGCUUGCGAAGUUGCGUUACAAGGUCUCAGGCAUAAAAUAGGCAGAGUGCAGUUAAUACAACAGGAUAUUCCAGAACCUGUUCCUAAUCCUAGCGAGAUAUCGGCGUCUAGCAGCAGCGGAAAUUUAAAUAAAGAAGAGAGUAUAUGGGACGAGUACGACAAAGAAAUUAACAAAAUUAUUAGACCAGAUAAUCAAUCUGCCGCUGGUAUUCGCGAGCUCGAUAAAUACCUAAAUAAAGAGUAUUUAGAUAGGAAAAAGGAUCUGCUUCAGUGGUGGCAUGAUCGUCACUAUUCUCCGCUGGAUUCGGACUCCGAGCAAGAAGAUUGUUUAGUUGAAGAUGAUGUCAGGAGUGAUAACGAAGACGCGAUGGUCGACUUCAUUGAGGAUACAAGCCCUACAAGCAGACAAGACGACCCCGAAAACCAUGUUGCUUCUCUGGAAUCGACUAAUCUUGAGGUAACUUCAUCUACUUCACAUAGAAUUAUUACAUUGCCUCAGCGGUCAAUACGUGGCAAAAAUAACCAUGUAUGGUCAACUACAAAGGGACGUACGACGGGAAGGACUUCUGCUAUCAAUAUUAUACGUACAAAUAGAGGACCAACGCGAAUGUGUCGCAAUGUUUUUGACCCUUUGCUCUGUUUUCAACUUUUUAUAACGGACGAGAUAGUUGAUGAAAUAGUCAAGUGGACAAACGUGGAGAUGAUAAUAAAACGACAAAAUUUGAAAGAAAUUUCGGCAAGCUACAGGGAUACAAAUGCAAUGGAGGUCUGGUCGUUAAUUGGAAUACUCACUCUGACGGCUGUUAUGAAAGAUAACCACCUCUCAACUGAUGAGUUGUUUGACGCUUCAUUCUCUGGCACCCGGUAUGUAUCGGUAAUGAGCCGAGAGAGAUUCGAAUUUCUUCUUAGAUGUUUGAGAAUGGACGAUAAAUCACUGCGGCCAACUCUUCGUAGCGAUGAUGCUUUUGUACCGGUGAGAAACAUUUGGGAGAUUUUUAUCAAUCAAUGCAGAUUGAACUACGUACCUGGCAGUAACUUGACUGUAGAUGAGCAAUUGUUAGGUUUCCGCGGCCGUUGUCCAUUCCGCAUGUACAUACCCAAUAAACCCGAUAAAUAUGGGAUAAAAUUCCCCAUGAUGUGUGACGCUUCAACAAAGUACAUGAUAGAUGCCAUACCUUACCUUGGUAAAAGUACGAAAACAAAUGGUCUACCAUUAGGCGAGUUUUACGUCAAAGAGUUGACUAAAACAGUACACGGAACAAACAGAAAUGUUACAUGCGACAACUGGUUUACGUCGGUCCCAUUAGCUAAAAACUUGCUCCAGACUCCAUACAACCUAACAAUAGUAGGAACCAUCAGGUCAAAUAAAAGAGAAAUACCCGAAGAGAUAAAAACACUCGUUCACGGCCGGUAG